Molecule: messenger RNA, 4517 nt
Organism: Brassica napus (rape)
Lineage: Eukaryota; Viridiplantae; Streptophyta; Magnoliopsida; Brassicales; Brassicaceae
Product: disease resistance-like protein DSC2
Exons: 4
Coding region: 370-3798 (1142 amino acids)
Biological process (GO): signal transduction; defense response
Molecular function (GO): ADP binding; ATP hydrolysis activity
Source: RefSeq, a predicted model, not a curated record
UUUGGGCUUAUCUACAUAAGCGAUUGAUUAAAAUAAAUGAAAAAUAAAAUUCAAAAAAAUCGACCAAUAGAAUUAUAACAAUUUUUCUGAGAAGCUCUAUAUUAAUGACAUGUCAGCAAAAAUCACUAAAGUGACUUCUCUUUUAAUGUAUAGGAGGAUAUCAAUAGUAGUCUUGUUCAAUUAUGCUAUGUUACUUUAAAGUCUUAUUCAUAAAUCAUCUUUUCCUUAUUUUUUUUACCAAAAAAAAAAAAAUCUUUUCCUUAUUUUUCUAAAUCUACCCAAUCACUUUUAGCUUCCACCCACUAUGCACCUAAUACAUAUAAUUUUUAUAUUUCUUGACUUGACUUGUCAAUUUACGCGUUUUUACUGAUGUUAUUUCUUCUUCAGAUUGGAAAGUUUUGUGAUCCUUUCCUCUUCUUCGUGCUGUUAUUCAUGGCUUCUUCUUCAUCUCUAUCUCACAGUUGGUUGUAUCACGUCUUCCUGAGCUUCCGUGGAGAAGACAUGCGCAAAGGCUUUCUUAGUCACGUUCGGAAAGGGUUCGAAAGCAAGGGAAUCAUAGCUUUCGUUGAUGAAGAGAUCAAGAGAGGCGAAUCUGUCCGUACCGUCCUUGUAGGAGCGAUCAGACAAUCAAGGGUUGCCGUUGUCUUGCUCUCCCCUAACUACGCUUCAUCAAGCUGGUGUCUUGACGAGUUGGUGGAAAUCAUGAAGUGCAGGGAAGAGUACCAACAGACAGUGAUGACCAUUUUCUACGAAGUGGAUCCAUCUGAUGUUAGGAAGCAGACCGGAGAUUUCGGGAAAGCCUUCGAUGCAACCUGUGUGGGAAAAAUAGAAGAGGUGAAGCAGGCAUGGAGGCAAGCUUUGACGGAUGUCGCGGGUAUAGCUGGUUACCACACUAGCAACUGUGACAAUGAAGCUGAAAUGAUCAACAAAGUUGCCUUAGAUGUUACGGCUGUGCUGGGGUUUACACCAUCAAAAGACUUUGAUGACUUUAUUGGCAUAGAAGCUCGUAUGAUGGAGAUAAAGUCUAAAUUGAUCCUACAAUCAGAAGAAGUUAAAGUGAUUGGGGUUGUGGGUCCUCCCGGGAUAGGUAAGACGACCAUUGCCACAGUUUUAUACAACCAAAUCUCUCCUGGUUUUCCGUUCAGCACGUUUUUGGAAAAUAUAAAAGGAAGUUAUGAGAAGCCUUGUGGUAACAACUAUAGGUUGAAGUUGCGUUUGCAGAAAAACUUGUUGUCUGAAAUAUUCAACCAAAGGGAUAUUGGGGUCUGUCAUUUGGGAGUGGCUCAAGAAAUGCUGGGUGACAAAAAAGUGUUGGUUGUUCUUGAUGAAGUGGGUAGCUGGUGGCAACUAGAGGCAACGGCUGACCAGAGUGGAUGGCUGGGUCCCGGAAGUAUUGUUAUCAUUACAACUGAAGACAGAAAACUUCUCAAGGCACUCGGACUCGGGAUCAAUCAUAUCUACGAGAUGGAAUUUCCAACUUCAAGUGAGUCUCUGCAGAUCUUCUGCCAAUAUGCUUUCGGUAAAAAUUCUCCAGAUAAUGGCUUUGAAUGGCUUGCUUGGGAAGUUACUGGACUUUCUGGUGAUCUUCCUCUAGGACUGAGAUUCAUGGGAUCGUAUCUACGAGGAAUGUCCAGGGACUACUGGAUAGACGCACUACCAAGGCUCAGGUCUAGCCUUGACACAGAAAUUGAAUCAACUUUAAGAUUUAGCUACGACGUCCUAAGUGAUAAAGAUAAAGCUCUUUUCCUGCAUAUUGCAUGUUUCUUUUCGUGUUUCUUUUGUGAAGUUGAUAGCUUUAAGAGUUGUCUUGAAAAAAGUGGUUUGGACGUCAACCAUGGGCUUCAAGUCUUAGCUCAUAAAUCUCUUAUAUAUAUAGAGAAAGGAUACGUAAAGAUGCAUUGUUUGCUGCAACAAAUGGGCAGAGAAAUUGUCAAGAAAGAGUCUUUAGAGGAGCCUGGGCAUCGACAGUUCUUGAUGGAUACCAUGGAGAUUUCUGAUGUACUUGAAGAAGAUACUGGUACUGGAAAAGUUCUAGGCAUAAUGCUGGAUACUUCAAACAGCGAGAAAAUCCAAAUAAGUAAAAGCGCUUUCCAAGGGAUGAAUAAUCUCCAGUUUCUAUAUGUCAGGUCUAAUACCUUAUGCAUACCCGAAGGCCUCAUCUGCCUCCCCCACAAACUCAGACUUAUAGAUUGGAACGGCUGUCCUUUAAGAUUUUGGCCUUCCAAGUUCUCUGGGAAGUUUCUUGUUGAACUAAUCAUGUCAAAUAGCAAAUUUGAGAAGCUUUGGGAGGGAAUCAAGCCUCUCUAUUGCCUCAAGCGGAUGGACUUGAGCUUCUCCAAGUCUCUGAAAAAGAUUCCAGAUCUCUCAAAAGCAACGAGUCUCAAGGAAAUAAAUUUCCAUUGCUGCGAAAGUUUGUUAGAGCUCACAAGCUCUAUUGGCAAUGCCACUAAGCUUACAUUCUGCUACCUUACGGGUUGUUCGCUUUUGAAGGAGCUCCCCUCUUCUAUCGGUAGCUUAAUCAAUCUCGAGAAGUUAGACUUGAGAUAUACUGCAAUAGAGAAAAUGCCAUCAUCAUUCAGCACUUGGUCUUUGCUUUAUGAAUUGGAUAUUAGUGGGUGUAAAAACAUCAAAGACUUCCCAGAUGUUCCUGACAGCAUUGUAGAGUUGGCGUUGUCCGGUACAGGGAUAGAGGAGGUUCCUCCAUUGAUUGGGAAUCUAUUUCGUCUGCGUAAACUAUUUAUGUAUGGAUGCGCCGAGCUGAAAACUAUAUCUCCAAACAUUUCUAAGUUGGAGAAUCUUGAGUUUCUUGCUCUGUUUAACCAUUGUGGGACUGAGCGUGAUUAUGAAAGGUUCCCUAUACUUACUUAUCCUAGCAUAUUUAGAGCAGUUAUUAACUGGAAGGGUGACUUAUUAAAGCGCCGUUGGGAAUUACAAUCAGACUUCAAGGUUCACUACCUUUUUCCUAUAUGUCUACCGGAGAAGGCUCUUUCAUCUCCAAUAUCACUUAGUUUAACCAGUGAUAGUUUGGAGACUAUUCCAGAUUGCAUCAGAAGUCUCUCGCGGCUAAUUGAGCUUGACAUCAGAGCAUGCGAAAAGCUCGUAGCACUUUCACCGCUCCCAGGUUCCCUUCUAUCUAUAGAUGCAGGAGAUUGUGAAUCAUUGAAGAGAAUAAACUCUUCUUUUCAAAAUCCAAAUAUUUGCCUAAACUUUUCUCACUGCAUAAACCUGAAUCAAGAAGCUCGAAAUCUCAUCCAUGCAUCAGCUUGCAAAUAUGCAUUCUUACCGGGUGAAGAAGUGCCUGCACACUUCACUCACCGAGCCAGUUCAGGUUCCCUAACGAUCAAUUCGACUCCAACACUUCUUCCUUCAUCCUUCAGAUUCAAAGCUUGCAUCUUGCUGUCAGAAGGUUAUUUUCCUGAGGAUACAUUGGUGGAUGUAUCUGUUCGCGUCAGGAGUAAACAGAAUGGCCUCAUCGUCGGACGUGGUGGAUCAACCCAGCUCCAUAUUCCAUAUCUACGUCGAUAUGAAGAGCAUUUGUAUAUAUUUGAGGAUUCUUUCUCUCUAAACCAGGAUUCCCCUGAAGCCGAAGAAACCACUUUUAGCGAGCUUACUUUUGUGUUUAGACUCUAUGAUAAAACCUGCAAGGUCAAAGGCUGCGGUGUACGAUUUUUCGAAGGGAUUCAAUGUAUUACUGAUGGAAAUGAAGAUGAUGAUGAUGAUGAUGAUGAUGAUGAUGAUGAUGAUAAGGAUGGUGACGGAGAUGAAAGUGCUGAUGAUGUUGAAGAUUCAAUAAGAUAGAUAUUUUGUUUCAAUUAUAGAAAGAAGAAAGGAAAAUGAGAUACGAAGAUAGUACCAAUACCAAGAGACUUAUAUUGGUCUUAGAGUCUUUGCAGUCAAGAGAAGCAGUUCAAGUAUAAAGCAAACGAUGUCUUGAGUUUCAAUCGUCUGGGUUAGGCCAGCCAUUCUCAAUAUCUGGAUGUACUCACGUGUAAUUCGUUUUCCUUUCACUGAAUAAAUUGUGGUAUGUGUGUGAGAGUUUAUCAGUAUGCACACUAUAUCAAGCUUCUUACAGUCUCAACGUGCAUCAAAAAGCAAAAAAAAUCUCAUCCAGACAUUAGAUCGCGAAUCUUCACUCGUACUGGGUGUAGAAGUGCCUGCACUGACUGCACACUUUACUCACCAAUCUACUUCAGGUUCCCAAACGAUCAAUUUGACUCCAGAAUCUCUUCCUUCAUCCUUCAGAUUCAAAGCUCGCAUCUUGCUGUCAAGAGACAAACAUUUUGUUUUGUUCUGAAAGAAAAAGGAUUUCAGUGAUGUAAAUAUUUGCUUAAUCCAAAGACAAGUCAAUACUGUUAAUCUUUUAUCAACCGCUUGUGUUACACAACGAUCACAGUGUGUUACACACGAGUUCGAGAGAAAGAAUAAGAUAGACGUUUCAGGCUUAUAAACUUUUCUGAAAAUACUUUUGUAUUAUUAAGAUUCGGUGAUGAUGUUACAACAAAUGAUUGAUCUUUAUA